Molecule: messenger RNA, 234 nt
Organism: Daldinia caldariorum
Lineage: Eukaryota; Fungi; Ascomycota; Sordariomycetes; Xylariales; Hypoxylaceae
Exons: 3
Coding region: 1-234 (77 amino acids)
Source: RefSeq, a predicted model, not a curated record
AUGCCUUCCCCUCAAGAACCCCAGCAGCAAGCUCCCAUGGAGAUGACUCCCGUCGACGGCGUCGUUACGCAACAGCCCACCGCUGAGCCCCAACCCGAAUUCGGCAACAUGCGUGGUGGUGAAGAGGUAGGGCCGGCUGCGAAAUCUGCUGCGGUCUUUGCGCCUGUGACGAGGCCUGCUGCUAGACAGCAUAGCCACUCGAUUGCCGAUAUGCUCGCUACAGCACUCGCUUAA